This is a messenger RNA of Naegleria gruberi, 414 nucleotides long. RefSeq lists its product as uncharacterized. Lineage: Eukaryota; Heterolobosea; Eutetramitea; Acrasida; Naegleriidae. The record is from RefSeq and is a predicted model, not a curated record. Bases 1 to 414 code for a protein of 137 amino acids. The transcript has a single exon.
AUGUCCAAGAUUUUAUUUCUGUGUGCUUUGCUUUUCAUUGCAUUGACAGCUGCCACUAUUCACUGCCAGGAUUACAUUCUCGAUCCAGAAGCCAUGAGAGAGAUGGGUUACUUUAACCUCCAACAACAAGUCAUGAUUAACAAAAUGCUCCUCAUGAAUCAUGAAGAGUACAUGAAGGAAUUACAUGCUAAAGAACUCCUCAAUCCAAAAUUUAAAAAGUAUGCAGGAAAUUAUCAUUUGCGAGAAAAGUACACCUCAAUGGUUCAGUAUUUGAUUUCGUAUAUUGCUGUUGGUGAACAAAUUUUGAAGGAGAAAGCUGCAAGAGGUCAAUUUGAUGCCAUGGUUCAAGAGGAAGACCAAGAUUUUAUGGAAUUGAAUGAUACUGAACUUGAAAAUUUAUUGGAAUGGAUUUAA